GCAGAACUGAGAGUGCAAAAAGUAAGUCUUUGGAAUGAAUUUUCUUUUUGAAUCUCACAAAAACACAUUAAGACCUACUUGCUUGUAAAUAUGCAAAUAUUAUUCUCACUGAACUAGGUUGGUGAAAUAUGCUGUCAUUGCCCAUUUUAAUACGUUUUGACAAUUUCCUUGAAUUCUUCAUGUGGCAAAUAAAACUUGAAUAUACUCAGUAUUAUGCAGAUAUCUUACUGUUUAAAAUAUCUAUACUGUUUUUUCCAGCAUGUUGGAUCAGUUGCCGGCUGAAAUAAUCUGCCUGAUUCUUGACUUUCUCAAAAUAGAAGACCUCAUUAAAGUUAGCAAGAUAAACCAGCAAUUCAAAACCAUCAUAUCAAAAUACCCUAACAUAGGGUGGAAAAACAUUUUUGUUCCUGAAACUAUUGACAACGAAGAAUUCGUAACUUUGUGUGAACAUUCAAAGCAAUUUGAAGAAUUUAUUGUUAGUGGAGCAGUGGAACUAAUGUUAAUGUCACCAGAAGCUGACUUUUUCAUAUUUUCUGCCCUACAGUAUAGCAUUAAUCUUCAUAUCCUUCAAUUGGAUGGGACAACAAUAUCGACACUGACAUUCUUAAGAUUCCUUCCCAAUCUUGAGGUAUUGUCGCUUUCCUAUUGUCUUAAUCUGGUAUCAGAGGACAUUAUAGCACUACAAUGGUGCCACAAGAUAGAGCAGUUGUAUGUUUCACAUACUGCAAUUGAUGCAUUAGAAUUGACGACAGUGUGCAUGAAGGAAAAGUUCCCCAAUUUAUUCAGCGUGGAGGCACAGGGGAUAGAGUUUACAUAUCUUCAAAUCUGCCAACUACUAAAUGCUGUAGUGAAACUUUCCUAUUUUGGUUUGUCGCUUUUCCCAACCCUCCCUCUGAGAACCUUCAACUUGGCAUUCAAAAACAGGUACACAGAUAUUGUCUGGACAAUUGUUUAA
Molecule: messenger RNA, 955 nt
Organism: Owenia fusiformis
Lineage: Eukaryota; Metazoa; Annelida; Polychaeta; Sabellida; Oweniidae
Source: the annotation of a GenBank genome assembly